ACGUGGGCAGUUGAGAGAUGGCCGCGCCUUCGAUAGAGGGGGUACUUGAAACUGGAAGAAAAAACAGUACGCGGUUCGCGGUUCCAGCCUCUGGUUUGCAGUUGACUGCGUGACGUCACGUUAGGCAGUCCUGCAAGUAUAUUUUGGAACGCACCCUAGUACUAGCCACUGAGGGAGAACUAUCCAAAUGCAAAAAAAAAAUGUGAACUCAAAUGUCGUAAAACGUAUUUUGCGCGGUAAUAUGUGUAAUGACUCGAAGACUAGGAUCAAAGUUGUCAAUAAUUGCACACUUAUAUUAAUUUUGUGAAAACAUAAUCAUAAUUUUUAGACAAGAACAAUGGAUUCUGUUGGUUACAAAGUUGGAAGGUUAUGUGCAGACCGCGUAAUCAAAUAUUCGUAAAUUGUACAAUUUUUAACUAGUAUACGUUCGUAAUCGUAGCAUAAGCAAAUGAAUUACAAGCCUUAGACAUGCUCUGUAAAAUAGACGACCUACCUGACGAGAUCCUCGAAUAUAUAUUGAGCUUGAUACCCCCCUAUAAAAAUCUUCAAGAGUGCACUUUGGUUUCUAAACGAUGGUAUCGCGCUACUCGCAAUGUAAUAGAACACAGUGAGGCACAUUUCCACAAAGCAGUUGGCCUGGGCUCACUUUUUUGGAAAACAUGGCCUGAAGCCGAGUGGGUACCGACAAUCGGAAAACGUCAUUCCCAUUCGGCAUGUACUUAUGAAAAUUCUAUGUAUGUGUUCGGUGGUUGUACAGCUACGUGUACCACUUUCAAUGAUCUAUGGCGAUUAGAUUUGGACACACGAAAAUGGGUUAGGCCUAUCACUAUGGGUAGCUAUCCAUCGCCUAAGGCAUGCACAACGAUGCUGUAUUACAAAAAGAACCUAAUUUUGUUUGGAGGCUGGUCUCAUCCGUCACCGUAUCCACUUCAUCAGCAAUGGAAAUUGUUCAAUGAACUACAUGUGUACUCAAUUGAGUUGAACAGAUGGACUGCUAUCAAUGCUUUAGAAAGUCCGCCGCCUAGGUCUGCUCACUCGGCAUCCAUUCAUGGAAAUCUCAUGGUGAUUUUUGGAGGAGUUUGCGAGGGAGACAGUUCCAAUGAAGUUUGGUGCUUGAAUCUAGAUACUUAUAGCUGGCAUGAACAAACCACGUCUACCUUAAAGCCACCGCCGCGAUAUGGUCAAUCCCAAAUUGAAUUGGACAGCACACACUUGCUCAUACUAGGUGGAUGUACUGGACCUAAUGUAGCUAUGAAUGAUGCAUGGCUACUAACAAUGGGAAAUUCAAAUUGGGUUUGGAGAAAGGUGAACAUGCUUCAUUCCACAUGUGCUCCCAUACGAAUUUGGUGUCAUCAAGCUUGCAAGGUUGGCGAUUAUGUUAUUGUCCUGGGUAAGAAUAAGCAAAUGAGUCAACCAAAUGAUAUGAGCAUCUCCAUGGGUAAAAAUGCUUGCCAAAGGUCAACAUCGUCCCAAGGGCAGGAGCCGAUACCACUAUUUGAAAGGCGAAGAAAUCUAGUGCAGGUAGACAGAGAUGAGAAUGUCAACGGCCGUCGUGGCUCUUUUCCAAGAUCAUCUAUGCCCAUUCCACAUUCUCCGUCACUUGGUUCCAAGCAUCAAAAAUCCUUGCCUGCCCAUGAAGAAAAUACUCUAGGCAUGGCUGCGUUUCGCGAAGAAUUACCUCGAUCUCGACACAACGCGAAUAGGCAGCGGCAACUGGAGUCACUUCGCCGAAUGGAACAGAGGAUUCAGAACAGAAAAACACAGUCAAAAAUGGUGAAAAAACCCGAGAAUACACUGGCCAUAUAUGUGUUGGAUAUUUCGAAGAUCCUAAGUGAAGAAUGCAUCGCCUCCUGGAUACCGUUGAAACAAAAUGGCCAGGCUGGACCAGAUGAAAGAAUAUUAUAUUCCAUGGUUCUCGGAAGAGGAGAAUUGAUAGUAUUUGGUGGUAUCCGAAAAGAACACAUGAAGAACCAGGCACAGACUGGAUCUGACGAUUCUGAAGUUUACAAUGAUCUCCAUUUUAUAAAUCCUCUGCGAUACGUUGUAUAGUAUAUCAAAAAGAAUUUAAAAAAUACAUCGGUGAAUAAAACAACAGAAUGUUAAAAACUCGCUCUUCGUAAAAUAUAUUUGGCUACUUUAUUAAUAUAACUAGAAUAUUUCUUGCGAUAAAUUAUCAGAAACUAGUCUCUCAACCAUUGAAAUUUAAACAUUACACUUGGUGGUGAUGAUUAAUCUAAUAAAAAAACUGUAUGGGUUGUAAAAUUUGGUAAUCAGCUGUAAGACUUAGAUUCUUAUUAAUUUAAAUUGAAUUUUUUUUAUGUUUACAGUAACGAAUUGAAGGAGAGGAAGAAGGAAUUGUGUUGUCGAUAA
Neodiprion virginianus is the source of this 2370-nucleotide messenger RNA. It is a transcript of the gene Fbxo42, whose product is annotated as F-box only protein 42. Bases 469 to 2049 code for a protein of 526 amino acids. The record is from RefSeq and is a predicted model, not a curated record. NCBI's taxonomy places the organism in Eukaryota, Metazoa, Arthropoda, Insecta, Hymenoptera, Diprionidae. The transcript is spliced from 7 exons. Gene Ontology annotation, molecular function: protein binding.